Neltuma alba is the source of this 2358-nucleotide messenger RNA. RefSeq names its product translocon at the outer membrane of chloroplasts 64. NCBI's taxonomy places the organism in Eukaryota, Viridiplantae, Streptophyta, Magnoliopsida, Fabales, Fabaceae. The record is from RefSeq and is a predicted model, not a curated record. The coding region runs from base 150 to 1919 and encodes 589 amino acids. Gene Ontology annotation, molecular function: protein binding. The transcript has 13 exons.
UCAUUCCUAUCCUAUAUAUUCUUCGCAGUCGUUAGCCAGCCUUCCUCUUUAGGUUUCAGACUUUCAGUAUUCUCCUCUACUCUCAACGGUAGCAUUUCAUUUCUUCGUAAACCCUUCUUCGUUGCUUUUCGGGGAACGUCGUCGGACCUAUGGCGUCUCAAUCCGCCAAUUUAUGGGUCCUUUUGGGAUUGGGCUUGGCUGGAAUCCUGCUAAUGACGAGGAAGUUCAAGAAGGUCAUCAAAGAGGACUUUGGCGCUUUUGUCGAAAAGUUUCUUCUUGUUCCUCCGCCGCAGCCUGCUCCCCCUAUAGCCCCUCACCCACUUACCGGCCUCACUUUCGCCGUUUCUGAUGUGUUUGACAUAAAUGGAUAUGUUACCUCAUUUGGCCAUCCAGACUGGGCAAGAACGCAUGGACCCGCUUCUCAGACAUCUGCUGCAGUUUCUUCUCUUGUUGAAGGAGGUGCAACCUGCAUUGGGAGAACCGUAGUAGAUGAACUAGCAUUUGGUAUCAGUGGUGAAAACAAGCAUUUUGGAACACCAACCAAUCCCGCUGUACAUGCUCGAGUACCAGGUGGCUCCUGUGGUGGUGCUGCUGUGGCUGUUGCUGCUGAUUUGGUUGAAUUUUCUCUAGGUAUCGAUACUGUUGGAGGGGUAAGAGUACCAGCUGGAUUUUGUGGUGUUCUAGGAUUUAGACCUUCGUAUGGGGCUGUUUCUCAUAUGGGAAUUAUUCCUGUUUCAACAAGCCUGGACACUGUUGGUUGGUUUGCGAAAGAUCCUAAAGUUUUGAACCGCAUUGGCCAUAUACUGUUGCCAGCAUCAUUUGUUAUUCCUCGCCAUCCUCGACAGAUUAUAAUAGCAGAUGAUUGUUUUCAACAUAUAAAUGUUCCUUUGGAUAAGAGUUCUCAGGUGGUGAUUAAAUCCGCAGAGAAACUUUUUGGAAGGCAAGUACUAAAGCAUAUGAAUCUUGCGGACUACAUAAGUUCCAAAGUUCCCAGCUUGAAAGCGGCAGCCAGCCAGCAUGUAAAUGGUGAACUGAAAGAUUCUUCACUGAAAUUACUUGCCAAUGUUAUGCAGUUUCUUCAGAGACAUGAAUUUAGACUCAAGCAUAAGGACUGGAUGAACGCAGAAAAGCCUACGUUGCAUCCUGCUAUCUCAGCUCAGUUGCAAGAGAAGUUUGAGGUAUCAGAUGCAGAUGUUGAAAAGUGGAAAUCCGUCAGAGAUGAGAUGCGUAUUGCUGUUAAUACUCUUCUGAAGGAUGAAGGAGUUUUGGUGAUCCCCACAGUAGCUGAUUUUCCUCCAAAAUUGGGUGGGAAGGAGAUCCUGUCAGAGGACUAUCAAUCUCGGGCAUUUAGUUUGUUGAGUAUUGCUAGCGUAUCAGGUUGCUGUCAGGUCUCCAUUCCAAUGGGAAUUCAUGACAAGUGUCCUCUAUCGGUGUCCUUGAUAGCUCGACAUGGUGGUGAUCGCUUUUUGCUGGAUACAGUACAGGCCAUGUACACAACACUCCAAGAGCAGGCUGAGAUUGCCGCUAAACCUAAAUCAUCGAGAAAUGUUGUCACUCAGGAACAAUCUGCUGAAAUUGCAAAGGAGAAGGGAAAUCAAGCAUUCAAAGAUAAGCAGUGGCAGAGAGCCAUUGGGUUCUAUACAGAAGCUAUCAAACUCAGUGGGAAUAAUGCAACUUAUUACAGCAACAGGGCUGCAGCAUAUCUUGAACUUGGGAGCUUCAUUCAAGCCGAGGCAGAUUGUACAAAAGCAAUUCAGCUUGAUAAAAAGAAUGUCAAAGCCUAUUUCCGAAGAGGGACAGCAAGAGAGAUGCUAGGCUACUACAAGGAGGCAGUUGAUGAUUUUAAAUAUGUUCUUGUACUUGAGCCAACAAACAAAAGGGCAGCUUCCUCUCUUGAAAAAUUGAAGGCACUAUUCUAAUAGGGUGCCUGAAUAUGAACAAGACUGAGGGCUCAGUUGAUUGGUUUUUACCCACACGCUCCCGACAAUGGUGAUCCAGAUGCUAUUGGGGGAAAUCAAAUUGCGUUUCUAGUUGUAGUCAUACAGGAGUAAUGUAGAAUGUGGUUUCUGCAGAAGAAAAAGAUAUGUAUGAUUUUUUGUCCUUUCUGGCAAGACAAUUAAGAGACAUGGAAACCAUUUAGUGUUCAUUCUCAUUUCUCAGCAUUUGUAUUUUGUAUCAGGUUCUAUUACACUAGUAAUCCUCGUUUGCCAGGAGGUGGUCCAAUUUUGCUUCUUAGGAUAGAUUCGGAUUGUAAUAUAGCAGUCAAGUGAGGCAUAGUGCUCCUUGGUAUCCAAUUAUGCAAUACUCUUGCAAUAAUUUGCUCUGAUCAGUGCUCAGUUUUGCCCAACCAAAGUGCUU